Molecule: messenger RNA, 1185 nt
Organism: Pollicipes pollicipes
Lineage: Eukaryota; Metazoa; Arthropoda; Thecostraca; Pollicipedomorpha; Pollicipedidae
Product: c-Myc-binding protein
Exons: 4
Coding region: 168-560 (130 amino acids)
Biological process (GO): regulation of DNA-templated transcription
Cellular component (GO): nucleus
Molecular function (GO): transcription coactivator activity
Source: RefSeq, a predicted model, not a curated record
GGGUGUCUGUGGAUGUUUGAGUGUGCUAGGCCGUGUUGUUCGCGGUGGGGGUUUGUGCGCGUCGUAUUUUGAUUAGUUGGACACAGUGACCAUUUCUACCUGACAUUCUUCAGAUCAUUGGUAUUCUUGGUUGAUUGAUUCUUUGGGUUUCGUUCGGCUGAAGCAAGAUGAAUACUUACAAAGUGGUACAAGACUCGAAGCGCGAGGAGUUUCGCAAGUACCUGGAGAAGAAUGGCGUGAUGGACGUGCUGACGCGGUGCCUGGUCAGCCUGUACGAGGAGCCCGAGAAGCCGGCCGACGCGCUGCAGUACGUGCGCAACACGCUAGGCGCCGCCAGUCCCGACAAGGUGGAGCUGGAGAGCCUGCGGCUCGUCGUCGCCGAGAUGAAGGAGAAGAUGACGGUGAUGGAGGAUGAGAACAAGGAGCUGCGCGAGCGGCUGCAGGGCCUGAGCGUGGACGGCGAGCCGGCCGAGGGGGGCGAGGAGGGCGGCGCCGAGCAGCCACCGGCCGCAGACGCCGCUGACGCCAACGCCAACGCUAACGACAAGGAGAAAAAGUAAGCCGUCGACCGCGCCACCAGUACCAAAGGCUGCCUUCAGGAGGGCGCCGGCCCCAUUCCACGCCGCGCCCGCCGCUGUUACGUGAUUGGUCCGUUGUGCGCCUUGCGCGCCAGCGGCCGGCCGGCUGACACGGAGCUGGGGGGCUGUGAUUGGCCGGCGGCCGAGGUGCGGACGGCGCCCGGUCGCCAGCGCCGGGCCGUCCGGAGCCGGCCAGCCCGCUGCCGCGCCGCUCCGCAGGGAGCGCCCACUGGCCGCCUGAAGCCUGGGCGGGGCGUGAUCGCGCCAGCUGUUUGUCGGAGGUGCCGGCGGCUGGCCCGGCCUGCUGCGACUCUCGCUCGCUCGGCAGGGACGUCGACGGUCUUGGCGUUGUACAAAUGGACCGUGUUGAGUGUUUGUAUUUUCUUAAUGAACCAUCUCGCCACACAUAAACGCACGCACGUAAGCGCGCACACGGUUGACUUUGAAAAGCAACGACCCCCAAACCCGACAUUCACGUGGCGGCGCACACAAGCUGCUACGAUGCAAACGGACAAAGCUGCGCCGUGGCUAAAUAUGCAUUAUAGCGAUGCCCCUUCAACGGUCGAAAUCGCACCAAAUCAACGGUCGAAUACAUAAUGUUGUUGAA